AUGGGAAUUGGUCAAAGCGCCAUUAACAAAGGAUAUAUUAGUGAAAAUGAUGCAGCCAAGAUCUGUGAGUCAACAUAUUUCACGGAGAAACAGAUAAACAUACUAGCAACCCUUUUCAGAAAAAUGACCAUGAAAUUCCAUGUAGACUUGGAGACAUUUUGCACGACAUUGAAUAUAGAAAACAAAGAAAUUGGCGAAAUACUAUACAACAUCGUUGACUCCGACGGUUCCGGAAAUAUCAACUUCAUCGAAUUUGUACAGGGACUUAAUAUUUUCCACCCCGCCGCACCUUUUAAAGAAAAGGCCAAGAUGUGUUUCCAAGCGUACGAUCGAGAUGGAAGUGGAUUGGUCUCCAAAGAUGAAAUCUUAAAGGUUCUUAAAAUUUCUCUCAGGAACAAUGAUUUGAUUGACUUUGAGGAUGCUAAAGUUGAUCAGUUAGCUAAUCAGUUGGACAAAGAAUAUUCGAGAAACAAUACAGGCGAGUUAAGUUAUACUGAGUUCUACAACAUGGUACAAAAUGCUCCAGGAGUAAUUGAGAGCUUUGACUUAGAUAUUGAUACAUUAUUUGGUUAA
Trichomonas vaginalis G3 is the source of this 573-nucleotide messenger RNA. RefSeq names its product oxidoreductase activity, acting on NAD(P)H, oxygen as acceptor. Gene Ontology annotation, molecular function: calcium ion binding; kinase binding. NCBI's taxonomy places the organism in Eukaryota, Parabasalia, Trichomonadida, Trichomonadidae. Gene Ontology annotation, biological process: calcium-mediated signaling. Bases 1 to 573 code for a protein of 190 amino acids. The record is from RefSeq and is a predicted model, not a curated record. The transcript has a single exon.